Molecule: messenger RNA, 863 nt
Organism: Mesocricetus auratus (golden hamster)
Lineage: Eukaryota; Metazoa; Chordata; Mammalia; Rodentia; Cricetidae
Gene: Alkal1
Product: ALK and LTK ligand 1
Exons: 5
Coding region: 1-384 (127 amino acids)
Biological process (GO): positive regulation of ERK5 cascade; positive regulation of ERK1 and ERK2 cascade
Molecular function (GO): receptor tyrosine kinase binding; receptor signaling protein tyrosine kinase activator activity
Source: RefSeq, a predicted model, not a curated record
AUGCGGCCCGCUAAGCCCAGCGCCCGGCUGCCCGCGCUUCUGCUGUUGGUGCUGGCUUUGUCCCCGCCGGGGACCCAGGGUCGGCCUCGGGGACGCAGGGCGGCGCGUCCCGCUGAGCUCAAGCCACAGCUUUUCCUCCCAGUAACAGGGACUCGGCAAGCUCCCAGAGCCUCCGGGAGCUCAGAAAUAUUCCCAAGAGACUUGACCCUGAAAGACAAAUUCAUAAAGCAUUUCACAGGGCCUGUCACGUUUUCAGCUGAAUGUAGCAAACACUUCCAUCGACUUUAUCACAAUACCCGGGAUUGCUCCAUGCCAGCUUAUUAUAAAAGGUGUGCUAGAUUGCUGAUGAGAUUAGCUGUGAGUCCACUGUGCUCCCAGACCUAGGAAACUAACCCUGUAUUUCAUAAGAUGCAAAUCUAAUUUGAAGAAAAAGUACCUGGAAUCAUAUUUAAUGCUUAGUUCCACAUGAUCCUGCAUAAAGUAACUUUCCAGGAGUAACUGAUGAGUGGUGUCCUGCAGGAGGAUGGAGGCUUUCUUGGCUUACCUUUGUGUAAACAAAAAUUCAUAUUAUUUUUUUAAGAAAUAGAUUUUAAAUCAUAUAUUGUAAAUAGAAUAUUUAAAACUUUAUUGUAUUUUUGCUAGAAAUAUUAUUUUUGUAUGGUUAACAUUGCAUAACAAACAUUUAAUUAUCCAAAUUGUAUUUCAGUACCAGUGAAAAAUAAUAACUUUAUUGUACAUGAUUUCAGUGAUAUGUUUGGCAGAUAUUUGUGUUCAAUUUUGUAAUUCUUAUUUAAUAUUUAAAAGCCUGUAUUAAGAAUUUGUUGUAUUUAUUUGUAUUACUAUGAACUGUGAAUUUUAUUAAA